AUGUCGCACGCAUUUUGCAGUUGGACGCACGAAAUCGGCUGGCCGGAGACGCGUAACUGGGCGGUUCCCAAACAGCAACUGUGUCAUCGAGCUCCCUGUUAUGACUUCGCAACAGGUCAGUCUGUAUGCCAUUGCCUCUUGAGGAUGGGUACAAUGGUAGCGUCGCGCACGCGGUUGCUUUGGUCGGCUACAAUUGCAACCGUCGUGGUGAACGUUGUCCAUUUCUCUUGUGUUGGUAUUAAUAGCGUCGGACGGCAAGGUCUGGUGCCCAUAGGUACGUGCCUACGUUCGCAGCCUUUUGUUACUGCUGCGUGCUGGGAAGGCUCUGUCAAAUGGGAACGAUUCGGCGUGAAGGUAUCCCGACGAAUUCCGCAGGAUGUGCGGAGGUAUGCAACCCGACUUCGUUCCAAUCGAUGGCACAACGACGUCCUCUAUCGUGAUCGCCUGAAAAAAUCAAUAACUUGA
This is a messenger RNA of Aphanomyces invadans, 465 nucleotides long. RefSeq lists its product as hypothetical. Bases 1 to 465 code for a protein of 154 amino acids. NCBI's taxonomy places the organism in Eukaryota, Oomycota, Saprolegniomycetes, Saprolegniales, Verrucalvaceae. The record is from RefSeq and is a predicted model, not a curated record. The transcript has a single exon.